AUGAUUCUCUUCCAAGGUUUUCUGAUAGUAAUUAUAAAUCCUACUUUUGGAAUAUUACACAAAACGCUAUCAGUACCUUUAUCAUUUACUCCACUCCGAAGAAUCACGGUAAAACCAGACAAUGGAGAUGUGUACAUAGGUGGCAAGAACAUAAUUCUGCAUCUGGACAAAAAUUUUGAUGUAAAAAGCAACAAAACAAUAGGUCCCCGACAAGACAGCAAGCAGUGUGAUCCUGAAAAUGCUUGUAACUCUUUGCAGUUAACAGAUAAUUAUGUAGAAGUUCUAGAAUUCAUUCCAAAGCAAAGAAUGGUACUCAUGUGUGGAUCAGUUGAGCAAGGUCGUUGCAAAUUCCUGAAGAGUCACUCAAUAUCAUAUGACGAAGAAAAUUUUCUAAGAAAUACACAAAACUACGUUGGAAGUAGAAAUGGAACGAUAUUUGUACCAUACACUGAUGACAAGAAAGAUUACAACUAUUUUAUAGGCCGAAGUUGGGAUGGACGACCGAUGAAGUAUACUUUUCCAGAGUUUUCUUUCAUGGGAAUCCAUAAUAGAUCUGCUGACUUAAUCAAUAGAUGGGAAUUUCAGAAUACAACACUGUUUGCGUCAAUUGGAAUAUGUGAAAAAAAACGAGAAGAUACUUCAACUCAGUUUAUUUACGGUUUUCAAAAAAACCAUUUUGUCUUUAGCAUAUAUACCCAGGCAAGAAACGUAUCUUCCAGAAUGAUAUACCAAACUAAAAUGUCAAGGAUAUGCACGAGCGACAAAUAUAUGAGAUCUUUUAAUGAAAUUAUUCUGGAAUGCAAAGACCAUAAUAUUGCAACUGCUGCUUAUUAUAGUGAAGAAGCGGAGGAAACUGCGCUAUAUGUGGCAUUUGGUAUCAGCUUAGAUUCUGUUCAGCCUUCCAAAAAUGCUUCAGCGUCUGUUUGCAAAUUCACCCAGGGAGAAAUAGACAACAUGUUUAAUAAUUUGAUUACACAUUGUUAUAAUAACAGAGAUGCUCUAAGCCCACCUGAUUGGUCGACGUGUGGGGAAACACAAAAAUGUAACACUAGUGCAACAAUGCCCGUUGAUAGCUACUGCAGCUCGGAGAGACAUAUAAGGGAAGCACGUAAAACCAACCCUGGAAUACAGAGGUUAUCAGAACCCUACUUCAAUCCACAGGCUUUAAUUUACAAAGAAAGGAGGACAAUUUUCACGUCAGUGUUUUCACAUAGAAUCAAUUCAAAGACGAAUAUUUUGUGGAUUGGAACAAUUGAUGGUUACAUUCUUAAAGUAAAUAUUGCGGGGCGGCAUAGAGAAAGAAAACCGUAUUUAAAAUUUGAUCUGAGUCAGAACAGAAGACAGAGGAUUGAGCCUCAUCAUGUGGUGGAUCCAGUAGGCACGGCCCAUGUCAUAUUUUUACAUGGAAACAAGGCUUCAAGAUUUCCUUUGUAUUCUUGUCAUGUCCACACUACUUGCCGUACAUGUCUAACAAGUGGUGACCCACUCGGGUGUGGGUGGUGUAAAGAUUCGUGUGUGAUGAGGAGCGAGUGUAAUAGCACGUGGUACAACGACACAUGUCCGCCAUUUAUCAGCAGGGUGUAUCCUUUAAGUGGUCCAUUACAAGGCGGAACGAUAGUAACAAUUGAAGGGGAGAACUUUGCAGACGACCAAUUCACAAAUGUGACUAUUGGACAGGCUGUAUGCAACAUCGUCAACUCGACAAAUGUCAAAAUUAUAUGUAACACAAGUUCAGCAACAGAAGCCAGUGAGUACUUGGUAAAAGUGACGACAAACAGAAUGGGUGUCGUGAAACCGUCCGAGAUUCAAGUUUUCAAUUUUUCUUAUAAGAUACCAUUUCUAUCCGCAAGUCAUCCUGGAUCAGGGCCUCGUCAUGGAAAUACACUGAUAACUUUUAAUGGUGACAAUUUAGACAUCGGACUGAAAACUAUGAUAAUGAUUUCUAAUUUACAGUGUCAGAUCGUAAGUGAAACCAAAACACAAGUGCAGUGCAGAACAAGUGAAUGUAUAGACAUUCGAAAUAGCCAGAUCGAAGAGCCAAUGACUUGUAACGAAUGCUACCCAGUCAAAUUUGUAAUUGACAGUACCAUUUUAACAGAUGAAAAUGACACGUUUUGCUAUAGCGAAAAUCCAGAAAUUACUGCAAUAUCAAGGAAUAAAACAAUUGUAAGUGGAGGUCUCUCAUUGAUCAUCGAUGGAGUAAAUCUUAAUCAUGCAAAUUCAUACAAGUUUUACAUGAAUUUCACAAAUGGGAAACCGAUAGAAAAUGAUUGCCAUUUGUAUGGUGGAAAAGUCCUUUGUAAAACACCCGAUCUGUCCUCAAUGUCUACAGAAAUAACAAGUAAAGGUUUAAGGGCAAAAAUGGGUGUUUUACUGGAAGACGAUGGCCAUCACUGGCAUAUUUGGACCAGUAAAAAUCCUUACUUAAGCUAUAUGACUGUUUAUCCAGAUCCUUUGUUUGAAAAUUUUAACAGUACAGGGAAACGUGAGAUUCAUAUAGACGAGAAACUUUUCAAGUUGAAUGGGAAAAAUUUGAAUGUGGCGUUAAAACCCGAAGACUACAAUAUAGAGGUGCAGAAUGUUUUGUGUCCAGUGAAAGAACUAACAUCAACGUAUUUGAAAUGUGAUUUAACAGAGGCAAUCAAAAAGCAUGACUUACUGAAAAACAAAUUAUUACUGACAACAAUAAGGAUUAAUGUUGGUAACAUAAAAGUUACACUCGGUGAUGCUGCAUUUGAGCACCAUGUUCAACCCAUAACGCGUCCCCAUCUCUUCUUUAUGGCGGGACUGAUUGGCAUCUGUGUCAUUUUAGCCUUUACUAUUGGAGUUUGCAUGAAAUGUAAUCAUGUGGGUCCUUUUCAAAGAAAGCGUGUCUCAUAUGAUGCAACUGUAAAUUUCCGUUCUGAAAGUGCAAACCAACCAAUUACAGAGGCGUUUUUACCGCCAGAAACUGACCCCGACAGUACAACUACUGCCAAACCUAAUGAUUAUGUAGAUGGGAAGCAUAUUACGGAGAUUGGGGCCGUAGGAGGAUAUGAUACGGACCUGAUAGAAGACAUGGUCUCUGUCAUGAAAAGACAGAAUCUUUUGAUUGAUGGAGACUGUUUAAGGCUUGGGACUCACUUAGGAAGAGGAAAUUUUGGUUGUGUAUACAAAGGAUUUUUGAAAAGACCUGACGAAAAGUUUGAAAUGGUUGUGGCAGUGAAGACUAUAAUCCGCUCGGGGGCCAUUGAUGUGAAUGCUUUCUUGAAUGAAGCUCUGAUUAUGAAAGAUUUUGAUCAUCCCAAUGUGUUAACUUUGAUUGGAAUCACAAUGGACAAAGGGGAAUUCCCUAUGGUUAUACUACCAUUCAUGCAUAAUGGAGCUCUGUUAACAUAUAUCAGGGAUGAAGAGAAUAUGCCGACGGUGAAGAUGCUGGUCAUGUAUGGUUUAGACAUUGCUCAGGGAAUGGAGUAUCUUGCAAAUAGGAAAUUUGUUCACAGAGAUUUGGCGGCAAGAAAUUGCAUGAUUGACAAAGAUUUUGCAGUAAAAGUGGCAGAUUUUGGUCUCUCUCGCGACAUAUAUUCCAAGGAAUACUACAGUUGUGAAAACAGACAAAAGUUACCAGUCAAGUGGAUGGCACCAGAAAGUUUAGAACAGGGGCGAUACUCCUCAAAAUCCGACGUGUGGUCCUUUGGUGUUGUAUUGUGGGAACUCAUGACUAGAGGAGCCCAGCCUUAUCCAGAGGUCGACAACUGGGAUAUGUCCAUCUACCUCAAAAGUGGACGACGGCUGCUAAGGCCAGAAUAUUGUCCCAUGAUGUUAUACCGGGUCAUGCUGAAGUGUUGGUUAGAAAAUCCCGCCAACAGGCCAUCUUUUCAGGAUCUUGCAGAUGAUAUCAUGCGUCUGAUAGAAGCCAAAGAUAAAUCGUACUCACUGGUGGACACAAAAGUCGAUUUGGAAAGAUGUAAUAAUUACCAUUAUAUGGAUCAUCAGAGUUUAGCCCGCCAACGCAGCCUAAGUGCUAAACGCUCAGUUUCAUCAGAUGAUGCACCGCUUUUGUAGUAGCUAGUGACAUGAAAAGAUCCAAAGAAAGAAAUUCUAUUGGCGACUUGAAUGACCUCCAAUUCAGGAAAGUGUUUUGUCGGUCAAAACGAAUGUUUUAUACACAUGGAUGUAUUUUUCUACUUAGUGUAUUACUUUCACUGAUUUCUGAACAAAUGGAGUGUUUGGAAGCAUUCAGUCAAAAUAAUUUCUAUUCUGUUUGUUUUGUGAGAGAAGAAGCGUGGGGUAUUUGGUAAAAACCAAAUUCCAGAGAACAAAAUAAGAAAUCUGUUCCAAGAUGCAAUUUACAA
Messenger RNA from Saccostrea echinata, 4334 nucleotides. RefSeq names its product hepatocyte growth factor receptor-like. Gene Ontology annotation, cellular component: signaling receptor complex. The coding region runs from base 1 to 4044 and encodes 1347 amino acids. Gene Ontology annotation, molecular function: ATP binding; protein binding; transmembrane receptor protein tyrosine kinase activity. NCBI's taxonomy places the organism in Eukaryota, Metazoa, Mollusca, Bivalvia, Ostreida, Ostreidae. Gene Ontology annotation, biological process: multicellular organism development; cell surface receptor protein tyrosine kinase signaling pathway; protein phosphorylation. The record is from RefSeq and is a predicted model, not a curated record. The transcript has 20 exons.